AAAGCGAUGGCAAACCCGAGCAGCUUGGCGCUUUACAUUUAGAGAAGUUAGGCUGGAAGCGGCAGUGCUGUUCGUACACGGGGUUGGGACUGCAGCGAGACUUACUUUGGAAAUAUUUUGUGGCACGUCCAAAAAAAGCAUACAAACUGGAGCUAGCUUGCCUAGCUUAAUUGUACUAUGUCCAAUUUGAACUGGAAACCUUUUGUUUAUGGUGGGUUAGCUUCUGUUACUGCAGAAUGUGGUACAUUUCCCAUUGAUCUCACUAAAACUCGACUUCAGGUACAGGGUCAAGUAAGUGACGUGAAAUAUGCAGAGAUUCGGUACAAGGGGAUGUUCCAUGCUCUUUUCAGGAUAUGGAAAGAAGAAGGGUUAAAAGCACUGUACUCUGGCAUUGCCCCUGCUAUUUUGAGACAGGCUUCUUAUGGAACUAUUAAGAUAGGUACCUACCAGAGCUUCAAACGUCUGUUUGUUGACAAACCAGAAGAUGAAACUUUAUUUAUCAAUGUGUUCUGUGGAAUUUUGUCUGGUGUAAUUUCCUCUUCCAUUGCCAAUCCUACAGAUGUCUUAAAGAUAAGAAUGCAAGCUCAAGGAAACUUUGUUCAAGGAGGUAUGAUCGGCAAUUUUAUUCAUAUAUACCGGCAGGAAGGAACCCGCGGUCUGUGGAGAGGUGUUUCACUAACAGCUCAAAGAGCAGCUAUCGUAGUAGGAGUGGAACUACCAGUGUAUGACAUUACCAAGAAACAUCUCAUACUGUCAGGCUACAUGGGUGACACAGUCGCCAACCAUUUCCUAUCAAGCUUUGUGUGUGGUUUGGCAGGAGCUCUAACAUCUAAUCCUAUUGAUGUUGUAAGGACUCGAAUGAUGAACCAGAAAGCCAUUAAUGAUGGGAUGACCUUUGUCUACAAAGGCACUAUGGAUUGUUUUCUACAGACAUGGAAGAUGGAAGGAUUUUUUGCACUAUACAAAGGAUUUUUUCCAAACUGGCUACGCCUAGGUCCUUGGAAUAUUAUUUUCUUCCUGACAUAUGAACAGUUGAAAAGGAUUGAUCUGUAAACAGCAUGCAACAAUCUCUGAAUGAAGCAAUGAAGACCUCUGGAUAUUUUAUUUUUUAUAUAUUUUAUUUUAUACUUCUUGCAUUAUUGUUAAUAUUUCUUAAUGUGUUAAUUUGUUUGUCUGUGUAGUAUUUAGCCAUAUCAAAUGACCUGCAUUGUGAAUUGCAAAGGUCGAUUAAUGCAUCUAUUUGAACAACAGGAGCUGUGGCAAAAAUUUUAGAAAAUUAACAGAUUCUUUUUAAGAGAUGUUAUAAUUUCUUAUGGAGGAAUACAUAUUUAGAAAUAUGUGAUGUUAUGGCUGAAAUUUAUAUUUUUACAAUAUGUACAAGCAUUUUUUAAUUUUACAAGGCUUGUAGUUUUGUGUUUUAUUUUUUAAUUAUAAAACCAAGACAAUAUCAGAUAAAACAAGAUUUGUAUAUAAAGCAAAAAAGAACGUUUGCUUGAUUUAAUUUUUUUAUUUAAAUAGUACUGAUGUUUGAUAUUGACACCAAAAAUGUGUGUGUGUGUGUAUAAAAUAUCUAUUUUUGUAUAUGUAUUGAUUAUUAUCUGUUUAAUAUGUAUACAUAGUUGUAAAUGCACAGACCUGCUUAUGAAUGUAUCAUGCUGUCCUUGGAUGUCCAUGGUCACUACAGUCAACAUAUGUGGUUUAUUCACUGUGAUUAUUGCCUAUUCCGAAAGGUACAGUAGACGUCACUUUUUGAUCUGUACGUAUAUUUGUAAAAAUAAGACAGUAUUCACACGCCUAAUAUGAUGUACAUGUGUAUGCUAUAUGAAUCAAUGUUUUGUUUCUUGUCCUUUUAUCAUUUUUAUGACAUUUCAUUGUGUUUCUCUUUAAGGAUGUGCACAUGCCUGAAUGUCUUGAAGUGGUGCCAAAGUCUUGACCCAUUGUGUGGCUACUGAUUUUGGUAGCUAGAGACUAGCUCUAUUAAACAGUAUUCCAAUAAAUGUAAAGAGUUAUCGUUAAUUGUUAAUUUACUUUUACUUUUAUGAUAUAAGUAAAUUUGCAAGAUAUUACAAAAUAUCUAGCGUGACUGUCCCAGUCAUUUUCAUUAAACAAGUGAACAUGGUUGCAUUAAAUUAUUGAUGUUACAGGACAGAGUGGAGACCGGCAAAGGUAUUACUGUAUAAUUCUUGGGGGAACUGUCGAUUUGUUUAUGGGAUGAAAUCAUACAUGCUCCAGAUAUUGCUGGUUUUGUAUUUUGUUUCUAUGUACAGUAACUGCAUAUUAUUUAGACAUAUGCCUAUAAAAAUAGAAUAUACAUUGA
Messenger RNA from Erpetoichthys calabaricus (reedfish), 2317 nucleotides. Its product is annotated as kidney mitochondrial carrier protein 1. Bases 178 to 1053 code for a protein of 291 amino acids. The record is from RefSeq and is a predicted model, not a curated record. Gene Ontology annotation, cellular component: mitochondrial membrane. NCBI's taxonomy places the organism in Eukaryota, Metazoa, Chordata, Cladistia, Polypteriformes, Polypteridae. Gene Ontology annotation, biological process: mitochondrial transport. The transcript is spliced from 10 exons.